This is a messenger RNA of Hyaloperonospora brassicae, 741 nucleotides long. The record is from the annotation of a GenBank genome assembly. NCBI's taxonomy places the organism in Eukaryota, Oomycota, Peronosporomycetes, Peronosporales, Peronosporaceae.
AUGCUGCUGAUGCUUGUGGACGAGUGCAAACAGCGCGUGUGGGCGUUUCUGGACGCGCAGGGGCUCUGUCGAGUCGCGUGUGUCGCCCGCGAUGCCCAACAGGGAGUCCGUGUGGGUCCGGUGUGGCUGCGGCAUUCUCGAGCGCUGCUGACGGAGGGAUUGGCGUCGCUGCAGACCGAGUUGGGGGUACCUGGCUAUGGACCGGAGAGAGGUUGUGGCAGACAUAGGCAUCUGAUGCUGCGGGAGAGUCAGUACGGCGCAGUGCUCGAGGACAGAAGUCGCGACGCUAUUGUUGACUGGAGGCGCUGGUACCGCGACACUCACGUGGCACUGCGAACGAGUCGGAGCAGUAGCGCGGAGUUCGUUCGAGCAAUGAGUGAUCUGCAACAGCUAAAGACGCAGCGAUUGCAGCUGAAAGAGGCGAUCCAACGUGUGAAGGCUUCUGCGCAUGCUGACAAGCAGUCUCGACGAGGUCAGAUGAACUGCGUUCGAUGGAUGAACAGGACGCACAGACGACUCGCUACAAAUGCAAACUUGAUGCAGGCCCAGCACGCAGCAAUGUCGAAAGCCGAGUUGGCUGAGAAGUUGCAAUGUGCGGAGAAGUCCAUCCAGGAUACGACGAGAGAGCAAUUUGGGCUGCGCAAACAAGCGAUGAAGAGUCUGCACAAACUGAAGACGCAGCUAGCGAGCGGGAUAAAGAUGAUGCAAGAUCUCGACACUCAUGUAGAGCUGCGCAGCUAA